GACGUAUACGCCGAGUCCCUGACAUAUCUCGGGUACGGGUAUCCCCUCUGGUGUCCCGAUACCUGGAACCAGUUGAGGCCUUGGGAUAUCGAGAUCGGGGACGUGGGUUGGCUGAGGAAAGGCCAAUUCUGCCCUCUUAUCAGAACAACGACCAGCCGUGCUACCCAGCAGCCUUACGGAACCCUUCCCGCAGGUCACGUUCCAUUCGACAUCUCUAGGGCCGCACUAGGUGGAAAUCCAGACAGGAUCAUGCAGAGUAUGCUGCAUAGCAGAAGAAUACAGAUGAUAGAGGUUUCGGCCGGGCUUUCGGCCAGCUUGUCCGUCGGUUUCAAGUGUGCCGAAGAUAAAGGGGCGCUCUUGAUGCUCAGACCGAAAGGUGAAGAGAAGAUAUGUCAAUCUGCAGGGCUCAUCAAGAACUACCUGCGCGCCAACCACAAGAAAUGGGAAGACUUCGCGAACGAUGCGGACGGGCUGGGUUUGGACCUAAAGGCCGAAGAUAUCAUCUUCGUCGCUGGUGUCACCAAGACCGUUGACUGGGGCGUCACCGCAUUCGUGAGCAGCCAGAACGAGGUGGAGGGGAGUAUAUCCUGCAAUCUAUCUGGGAUCGGCGCGGCGAGUAUCAACGUCAGGGUCACCAAUGACUCUGCCGCGAGUCUUUGGAAACGGGCGGGACCG
Messenger RNA from Trametes versicolor FP-101664 SS1, 675 nucleotides. RefSeq lists its product as uncharacterized. Lineage: Eukaryota; Fungi; Basidiomycota; Agaricomycetes; Polyporales; Polyporaceae. The transcript is spliced from 2 exons. The annotation marks the transcript as partial. The record is from RefSeq and is a predicted model, not a curated record.